AUGCCGCACCUUACAGUGUGCAACAGGCAGCUCAGCUGGACUUUGAUACUGGUGCUGGGGUAUGUCUUUUACCUCCUUCUGGGGGCUACAGUGUUUCAGCUGCUGGAAAAGCAGGCAGAAAGCAAGACUCGGGACCAGUUCCAACUGGAGAAGCUCAAGUUUUUGCAAAACUACACAUGCUUGGAUCGGCAAGCCCUGGAGCAGUUUGUGCAGAUCAUUAUGGAAGCCUGGGAGAAAGGUGUCAAUCCUGAAGGAAACUCAACAAACCCCAGCAAUUGGGACUUUAGCAAUAGCUUCUUCUUUGCUGGGACAGUUGUCACCACCAUAGGUUAUGGAAACCUGGCCCCCAGCACAGUGUCUGGACAAGUAUUCUGUGUAUUUUAUGCCUUGUUUGGGGUGCCUCUUAAUCUGGCAUUUCUCAAUCAGAUGGGGAAAGGCCUUAGCGCUCACCUGAUCAAUCUUGAGAGAUGGUUCCACAAGCCAGGCCGAGCCCAGAUUAUCCAGGCUCUGGCGAUGGCAUUGUUUCUGCUGGUUGGGACUUUGCUUUUUCUGGUUUUCCCUCCAAUGAUCUUCAGUUAUGUGGAAGGCUGGAGUUAUGGGGAAGGUUUCUACUUCACCUUCAUCACCCUCAGCACCAUUGGAUUUGGAGACUAUGUAGUAGGCACAGAUCCCAAUAAACAUUAUAUCUCAGUGUAUAGAAGUCUGGCGGCAAUUUGGAUUAUUUUUGGUCUAGCUUGGCUUGCUCUGAUCUUCAACCUGGGUGCAAACAUUAUGGAGAAAUUUCUACAGCUGAACUGGCAUAAACCUGGCCCAAGCUCCAUGGAAGCAGCCAUCGCCAAAUCAGAGGAUAUCCCUGAUCCACAUAGGAUCCAUAUCCCUAGCUGA
Molecule: messenger RNA, 885 nt
Organism: Pogona vitticeps (central bearded dragon)
Lineage: Eukaryota; Metazoa; Chordata; Lepidosauria; Squamata; Agamidae
Gene: KCNK16
Product: potassium two pore domain channel subfamily K member 16
Biological process (GO): potassium ion transmembrane transport; stabilization of membrane potential
Cellular component (GO): plasma membrane
Molecular function (GO): potassium ion leak channel activity; outward rectifier potassium channel activity
Source: RefSeq, a predicted model, not a curated record